Molecule: messenger RNA, 2673 nt
Organism: Fusarium pseudograminearum CS3096
Lineage: Eukaryota; Fungi; Ascomycota; Sordariomycetes; Hypocreales; Nectriaceae
Exons: 2
Coding region: 1-2673 (890 amino acids)
Biological process (GO): spindle assembly; cytoplasmic microtubule organization; meiotic cell cycle
Cellular component (GO): centrosome; spindle pole; gamma-tubulin complex
Molecular function (GO): microtubule minus-end binding; gamma-tubulin binding
Source: RefSeq, a predicted model, not a curated record
AUGGCGUUUGCUGCAAAGUUGGGUUCUCUCACUGGAGAGCUCGUUGAGGCGGUGACUGGUUCAUCAGCUCAGACAAACCCUCGAUACAAGAACCUGUACAACUCCAGCUUGCAAAGACUAAAAUCGCACCCAUAUCUACGGACAAAUCAAUUCGAAGUCGAGCACCAACUUGAUGGACUAGAGGAGCGAUUCCGUGUCAAUGGCCGAGAGGCCCUCGCUGAUGCCCUCGCCGAACGUCGCGGGCAACUUCUCGAAAUACCUGAUAAAUUCCACCCCGAGAUACUAUACUUGAUAUUGGAGCUCUCAGAUCAACCAACCUAUUAUGCAAAAUUGAGCGAUCUAGAUGCACUCAAGACCGGACCUAAAGACUCGGAGCUUGAGCUGCGCUGGGAGGAUAUCGCAAAAGAAGAUGGAUGGGAGGAUAAUGACGACGACGCUGCGAUAUGGAAGACGAUAAAGUACAGCGAUAGUUCAGAUGACGAGCUUUACAAAGAGGGAUCUAAGAGUGAAUCAGAGGCUAGCACCGACCCAUCUGAAGUACCAGCACUUGGACGAACAGCCGAAGAUCUUAUUAUCCAUCCUGAGGAUUACGGACAGCUCAACGAAAUUCGAGCGGCGCAAGAAUGGCGGAUUGAAAAGCCCACAGAUGCAUCGGGUCAUGCCCAGAAAGUACCGGUCACAGAGUUCCACAUUGUACGAGAAGUCUUGUUCAUGUUACAAGGAUGGAAAACGACUCUUUUCGGGCCCAACGGGGUCGUUGAUCCUGCAUUUCAAAUAGCCCAUCUAAAAUGGGACACUCAUAGAGCUCUGAUGAGCUACUUCUCUGAGGCAGGGCGUCAACUGGCCAUUCUGCGCAGCUUCGUCGAUAAACCGCAGCGAGCUUCACACCUUCAAGUGUUCCAGGAUACUGUGGCUAAACGACUUGCCGAUUUUGAAAAGAAAGCUACAGGAAUAGAGUCACGGCUUGUUGCGCCUGAGAACAAUGUGGUUGUGAGCUUGUUGUCGGUCAAGGGGGAACUGGCUACCUCGCUUGAACCGUUGUACUCACUUUCCAAUAUUAUCGCUCAAGUACAGAACAUUCCGAACCAAGGCACCUUCCGGUACCUUGAAUUUUUGUUUGACGAUGCUAGCAUGGCUCAACUAUCUGGCAAGCUGGACAUUUAUGAAUUUCUGGCACGCAUUUUUGUCGAAUGCUUCAACGUUUACCUUCGACCCAUUCGCUUGUGGAUGGAGGAGGGCAAGCUUAUCCCCGGCGACAAGAUAUUUUUUGUUUCAGAAGCACCGAGUCAAGUAUCUCCCAGCAAGAUUUGGCGCGAACAGUUCAGGCUUCGUCGAACGACUGAUGGGAGGUUACAUGCUCCCAACUUCCUUCAGCCAGCAGCUGCCAAGAUUUUCAAUGCUGGCAAGAACAUCGUCGUUCUCAAACGGCUAGGUCGUUGGGUCUCUUCGGGCUCGGAGUGGGCGGUUCAGGAACCUCCGCUCAACUAUGAGUCUCUCUGUCCCAAGGGACUAGAGCUUGCCCCCUUUUCAGAGCUCUUUGGUACUGCGUUUGAUGGAUGGUUGCAGACUAAGUACAACACCACCUCAACCACGCUAAGAAAUACUCUUUUUGAAGAAUGCGGGCUCUGGUCUGCCCUUGAGGCUAUGGAGCGUCUAUAUUUCAUGUCUGAUGGAGCCGCAACGGAAGCCUGGACCAGCAGCCUUUUUGGAAAGCUGGAUACGCUGGAUCCUAACUGGCAUAACCGCUACACUCUUACUAGUGUGGCACAAGAAGCAUUCACUUCCCUUGUUGAUAUGACAAGAGUUUCCAUAUUCAUCAAGCCUACAGGGCUACGGAUACCGGUUCUCGCAGCGCGGGAUUCUGUCAAGGUGGCUUUGCCAAGCACAAGAGUCAACUAUCGGUUGGCCUGGCCGAUCCGCAUGAUUAUAUCCGAAGACAGCAAUGCGACAUACGAUACCAUCUUCGUACUGCUACUACAGCUGAAAAGAGCCUUGUACAUCCUACGCAAACGCAAGAUUCUCGAUAAUGACUGGGCCGAUAACGAAAAUUGGGAUGAACGGGCAUUAUACUAUUCGUUGCGAAACAACCUUCUCUGGUUUUGCACCACACUCCAAACUUAUUUUGCUACGCUGGUACUGUCCCCCAAUUGCGCUAAGAUGAGGCAGAACAUGCACGAAGCGCACGAUGUGGAUGCCAUGAUCUCCGUUCAUGCUGCGUUCUUAAAACAUGUCGUUGAAGAGGCAUGCCUUGGGAGCAGACUAACCCCCAUAAGAGAGUGUUUCCUCGACAUGCUUGAUUUAGCUAUCAGACUCGAACAAGCACAAACAGUCAACGUAACAAAAGAGGCAGAGCGCAUACAACAUGUCUCUCGUCUCUCAACCAGGAAUCUCUCACCCACCCCCGGAACGCCUGGGCUGAAAUCGAGAUACGUUGUCGAUAGUAGUGAUGAAGAGGAUGAGGCCAUGUAUGAGUCGAAAACAUUGAAGAUGGGGAAGCCGUUUAUGACUGUACUGAAGGAUAUCAAGUCCGAUUUUGAUAGACAUCUGCGGUUUGUAUGUGGCGGUUUACGCAGUGUAGCCAGAGCUACGAGUGAUGUACAAUCAGCAAAAUGGGAUAUUCUAGCUGAGAUGUUACAGACAGGCUGCCGAGACAAGAACGCAGGGCUUGCUUGA